CGUGUUUUGCCGCCAGCUCGACGUGAGUCCAACCGGUGACGAGCAGCAGGCGGAGAACACUUUAAAUACUUUAGUGACUUUAAAAUAAACAUAUUUACGCCUUCAGACAUGGCGCUCACCGAUGCAGACGUACAGAAACAGAUCCGGCAAAUGGUGGCCUUCAUAGACCAAGAGGCCAAAGAGAAGAUAGAAGAAAUUGAUGCAAAGGCGGAGGAAGAGUUCAACAUUGAGAAAGGUCGUCUGGUGCAGACCCAGCGGGUGAAAAUCAUGGCUUUCUAUGAGAAGAAGGAAAAGCAGAUCGAGCAGCAUAAGAAAAUCCAGAUGUCCAACCUGGCGAACCAGGCGAGGCUGAAGGUGCUGAAGGCCCGUGACGAGAUGAUCACGGAUUUGUUGAACGAGGCUCGCCAAAGACUCGCAGAGAUUGCCGGAGACCCUGCUCGGUACUCCGCCCUGUUAGAGGGCCUGGUGCUUCAGGGAUUCUUCCGACUGCUGGAACCCGAAGUUACCGUUCGCUGCCGACAGCAGGAUGUAGAAAUGGUUCAGGCCGCAGUUAAUACGAACAUCCCUAUCUACAAAGAGGCAGUGAAGAGCAACAUCGUCGUCAAAAUCGACCAGAAACGUUUUCUUCCAUCAGAGAUCAGCUGCGGAGGAGUCGAAGUGUAUAAUGACAAUGGGAAGAUCAAGGUUUCCAACACUUUGGAGAACAGGAUAGAACUUAUCGCACAACAGAUGAUGCCUGAGAUCAGAGCGAACUUGUUUGGUGCCAACCCCAACCGCAGGUUCACGGAUUAACGGUGGAUUUGAAGAGAGCCGUGCGGACGCGGGUGGAAGUGCCAUCUGAUUUUACGUCUUCAGGGAUUGUCUAAAGGACUGCUUUAAAUUGCAAUCUGUUGCUCUACUACUUGAUUACAGUAAUCAAAGCUGCACAUUUAGGUCACCAAAGAUACACAUUCACACUGUUACUCUACAUUUUUUGUGGAUAUAAUGAGGUUGAUUAUAUAUGUUUAUCAGACGUUCAUUUUUGUGUAACAUUCAGGAGGAUCUGUUUUCAGAAAGGUGUGUUUUCAUUAGUGUAUAAUCACUUUUAUGGACAGACGCCGCAGGUCGCCUUCCAAGGAGUCAACCCUGUUUCUAGAGUAACCGAGAACAGACAUACAAAGGGCUGUAGAGAGAAGGCUUUCAGUGUUUUUCACAGGUUUUGUGGCACCGUAGUUUCUCCUACACACUUCACAGCCGGUUUGCAUUACCAGGUUGUCAAAAACAUGCGCGAGUAGUGUUCAUUUAGAUACAAUCUGCCUUGCCUGUGUGGGUUUGCGCACAGUGAUGUUUACUAUUGUUCUGAAUAACUUAACGUACAACAACCAAAGAAAUAAAUGUGCGUGACACAGAGAAAUCAA
Morone saxatilis (striped sea-bass) is the source of this 1397-nucleotide messenger RNA. It is a transcript of the gene atp6v1e1a, whose product is annotated as ATPase H+ transporting V1 subunit E1a. Lineage: Eukaryota; Metazoa; Chordata; Actinopteri; Moronidae. The coding region runs from base 109 to 792 and encodes 227 amino acids. Gene Ontology annotation, molecular function: proton-transporting ATPase activity, rotational mechanism. Gene Ontology annotation, biological process: proton transmembrane transport. Gene Ontology annotation, cellular component: proton-transporting two-sector ATPase complex, catalytic domain. The record is from RefSeq and is a predicted model, not a curated record. The transcript has 9 exons.